This is a messenger RNA of Calliphora vicina (urban bluebottle blowfly), 4298 nucleotides long. RefSeq names its product vrille (gene vri). Gene Ontology annotation, biological process: regulation of DNA-templated transcription; circadian rhythm. Gene Ontology annotation, cellular component: nucleus. The record is from RefSeq and is a predicted model, not a curated record. Lineage: Eukaryota; Metazoa; Arthropoda; Insecta; Diptera; Calliphoridae. Gene Ontology annotation, molecular function: DNA-binding transcription factor activity; DNA binding.
CGGUGCUAACUAACGUCAUUGCAUACAACAAUACGUGUUUCUGCAACGUGACCACAAGUAACUCUAAGAACCAUAAAUAUAUUGGCCAAAGUGAAAGAGGUUGUAUUGAGAAAGCUUUUCUAUUCAAUUGCGUUUUGGCAGUCAUAGCUAACGGUUGUGCUUAACAGCUCACAGCGGAUAACAAAUAAUUCCAAUUGUCGUUUAUUUUUAUUUAAAAAUUAAAAAAAUACUUACAUUAGUUUUAUAAAAAAAAUAUAUAUAUUUAUAAAAAGAAUAAAAAGAAACAACUACGCUUUUGAAAGCAAAUAAACGUAAAUUAAUAUAAUUAAAGUUUUUUUAUAACAAACAAUCUAAAUACAAUACUAUAGAAGAAGCUUAUCUAAAUAAAUUUAACGUUUUACGGUUUACUACAACUAACACAGAAGGCUGUAUGUUUGAAUAAAAACAAAAGAAAUAAUAAUAAUAACAAAUUCUAAAACGCAAAUAAUAAUUUGCAUAAUUUUGAAAUUCAAGUGAAAAUAAAUGUGCUGCAAUUUUUGCUGAGAAUUCCUGUGAAUCAUUUUUGCUAUAAAAAAAAUUAAAUUAAAAAUUAUUUAAACAACAAAUUAUUAAAUACUACUCUACUAUAAAAUAAAAACCCAAAGAGCAAAGAACUUUAGAAAAUGUGACUGUGUUUUUUGUUGUAUACAAUUUGUGUGAUUAAGUAUUUCUAUAUUUGCCAUUUUGUUAAUUUCAAAAUAUUAAGUGCAAGCCAAUUAAAUAAUAACAAUAAUAAUACAAUAUAUAAAAACAUUUCUUAAACAAAAAUUAACAAAGAAACCAAACAAUAUGCGCAACAGUUAUUAAAUUGUUUCAAAAAGAAAACAAAGUAAACAAUUGUAUAAAAUUUGAAAAAAUACAAAAUUAAAAACACAAAAAACGUUUAACAAACAAUUGCAUUUAAAAUGUCGAUUGUUUGUACUCUAGAACCAAAAGUGAAUUUAUUUAAAGGUCCUGUGGCUACCAAGAAUUUACUCGUUCUAAAAAACAACAUUAUCACCAACAACAGCAACAACAACCACAAUAUUACAGUUAAUAAUAACAAUAAUAAAGCAGCAACAAUUACACCCAACAACAAAUUACUAACGGAUACAACAGCAACAACAAUUCAAAACUCAACCACAAAUAAUUGUGUUAAAGAAAAAUCUUUACUAGCUCAGUCAAACACACAACAUACAAAAGUACCAGAUUUUAAAUCUCGUAUAUCAGUUACGGAAUUUGUAAGGCGUAACACCAACAUAGGAUCACCCCUAACUAUAAACACUAACAGUGAUCUAUUAGAACUGCAGCAGCAACAACAACAUCAGCAGCAGCAGCAGCACCUAACACAACAUUAUCAACACCAGCAACAACAGCAACAACAAAGAUUAAUAACGGCUGCCAACACAAAUAUGCCUGAAGUUUUACAUGCAGCAGCCGUUAACAGUCUGAACACAGCGAAAUAUCAUCAACACCACAAUCACCAGCAAACCCUGACACCAGUAUCAGCAGCCGCAGCCAUGGCCAUGAACACAGUGCGCAUGUCCACCAUAUCACCGACCCUGUCCAUGAAUGGCAGUUCAAAUGAAGCUACCAACAUGCAUAGCCUUUCCAUGUAUAAUGGCCCUGUCAGUCCUCAAUCCAGUGAUUCUGGCCACAGUAUGUCAGAUAUGCACAUUUCCCGUGAUGGCAAAUAUGUCACCUUUAAUGGCGAACACAUGACCAAACAACAGGCCAAUGCCGCCAAAGAAUUGUUUUCACAGCGCAAACAACGGGAAUUUACACCCGAUUGCAAGAAGGAUGACAGUUAUUGGGAUCGUCGCCGGCGUAAUAAUGAGGCCGCCAAGCGAAGUCGCGAGAAGAGGCGUUACAACGAUAUGGUUUUGGAGCAACGCGUUGUGGAGCUAACAAAAGAGAAUCAUGUCCUUAAGGCACAAUUGGAUGCAAUUAAAGAUAAAUUUAAUAUAUCGGGAGAGAAUUUAGUUAGUGUUGAGCAAAUAUUGGCCUCUUUGCCCACCAGCGAGCAGGUUUUGAGCAUAACCAAGAGAGCCAAAAUGACUACACCCACUGGGGUCAAUCCACAAAACAGUUUUAAUAACAACAACAACACUACUACUACUACUCCUACAAAUAAUAAUGGUUUACUCUAUAGUUCCUCCCAAACGUCUGCAGCUCUCAUGCAACAGAAGUCCUCUAACGAGGUGUUGAGUUCCACAAAUGACAAGCUACCCCCGCAAACAGUUAUUAAGCCUAAUGGUUUGUCGGCAGCAGCAACAACACCAAACACUCCAUCCUCCUCGUUGUCUGCCUCAAAUUCAUUACACCAACCUUCUACACAUGGUCCUACCACCGUCCAAACACCUCAGUCCUUAUAUGCCAACUCUAGCAUAGCUGGCGGAGUCUAUAAUCCGGCAAAUUUAAGCGAAAAUCUUACUCCUGCAACACAUCCUCAACAUCAUGUGGUGUCGGCGCCUGCCUCCACCACAGUACCCACACAACCACCCACAAACUUGCAAAACUUGCAUGUACUACAAGCCCUCAAUCGCCGCUGCGACUUGGAUAAUUUACGCAAAGUUGUGGCCGUAGUAGAUGCCAUCAAUACAAAUGGUGAUUUGCCCUCCUCAGUUAGUGGCCUGUAUACAAAUGCUCAAUCAGCAGCUCUGUAUGCAGGAGCUGCCCAACACAUCAAUCCUCUUUACUCACAAUUCAAUAAAGAGGAUCAUGGUUAUAUGUCGACAGCUGAAACUGCGGCCGUUAGCAGCAAUGCCGGAGAUUCGGUUACCUCAACCUCCGCCCGAGCUAAUGCCAGUGUCUUGAAUCUAUCAAGGCGUGCCAGCACUCCCACGGCCUAUGAAAAUAUGCUGUCCUCAACUACCUCCUCCUCAAGACUUUCCUCCAUGUCAUCAGCCUCUUCGACGGGCGCCGUUUCCGGCGAUGACGAUCAUGAAGCCGACAAUGAAAUGCCAGAAGAAACAAAUGAACACAAUCUCGCCAGUACCACCACCAGUCCCCUAAGCACAGACUCCAACAAUUGCUUGCCGCUUAAACUAAGACACAAAUCCCAUUUGGGCGAUAAGGAUGCAGCGGCCAAUGCUUUGCUGGCCCUGCAGCACAUCAAACAGGAGCCCAUUAGCAAUAGGGCCUCACCACCCGGUUGGGCUGACAACUCGGGCGACAAUAGCAGUGACGAAAGAGAUUCGGGUAUUUCCAUACCCAGUCCAGAGUGGACAGCACAAUUUCAACGUAAGGUUUUAGUGUCCGGCAAAGAUGCCUGCACCGCCUCAGCGGUGGUAACGGUGACACCUUCCGAGCGAGAGCACAUUUUAAAGUCGCAAUUGGCCAGAUUAGAGUCCGAAGUGGCUACCAUUAAGAACAUGGAUCUAUACAGCAGAUCAGAAUUUGGUUCAGCAGGAUCUUAAGAUAUAAAAAGGAAAUGAAGAGAAAAGAAAUCAGUGGCAAUGUAACUGUGGAAUUUAAAUUUGAAAGAGAUUUUCUAAAACUAAAAAAAAACAUUAGCAAUUUAAAUGUUUGAAAACUAUAAAGAAAAUUUAAGAAUUUCUUGGUUUUAAAUAAAACUCUCUCAAAUUAACAAAUGAUUUUAUAUAAAUUUAUAUUGAGAAGAGCAAAGAGAACGAAGAAAGACUAAACUUCCAAUUUUGUAGGUUUAAACCAGGUUUAACUGUUUUGUGUUUAAUUAAACUAAUAGUUUAAACUUUCUUUAAGCCACAAACACAGAACUAAAUAUUAUUUUUUAGUGCUUCCAAAUCUUCCGUCUUAGUUACAUUGCAACUGGUUUAUUUUUAUUUUCCUAUAUUUUUGGAUUUUUUUUCUUUUUCAAGGAGAGAGAGGAUAGACAAUAAUCUAAACAUGUUAUGCGUUAGAGAAAGAGAAAGUAGAAAAAGAAAAAAAAAAACUUUACACGAUCAACAAUCUCUUAAAAAAGAACUUAUUUUGUAAAAUAGUACAUUUUCAUACUAAAAUGUAUUGUUUAAUUUUUCAAUUAAUUUUAAGUUUUGCAUAACUGUUUCAAAUAAAUUGGAGUUUCCAAUUUAAUAGAGAAACUUCAGAUCUCAAUGUUUUUACUAAAAAAAAGAAGAGAAAAGAACUUGAUUUCAUUUGUAUGUAGAUGAUCACUUUAAAAGCGGUAUUACAAAAACAACCUUUAAUAUUUAAGAGUUGUUAAAACAAAAAUUAAAGAAAGAAAAAAACUGUGGGAAUUCCAUUAAAGAAAAUGGCGCAUUCCCUAAAAUUUAUAUUAUUAUUUAUACUUACUAUAUAUU